Molecule: messenger RNA, 1842 nt
Organism: Aspergillus alliaceus
Lineage: Eukaryota; Fungi; Ascomycota; Eurotiomycetes; Eurotiales; Aspergillaceae
Product: sugar porter family MFS transporter
Exons: 10
Coding region: 93-1793 (566 amino acids)
Biological process (GO): carbohydrate transport; transmembrane transport
Cellular component (GO): membrane
Molecular function (GO): carbohydrate:proton symporter activity
Source: RefSeq, a predicted model, not a curated record
UGACAACAAUCCUGAAAAAGAUAGUGUUUAUAUAAAGAGUUGUUGUUCCCGAUUUACUAUCGUGAAGCUAUACAAUGCAUUAAUUACUAGUAAUGGAAUCAACAGACAUAGAUCAUCCCUCUACAGGGGGCUUUGCCCUCAUCUACCAGAAUCCCUACUUGCUGGGGGUUGCUUCGUUCUCGACUCUGGGAGGUCUACUCUUUGGGUAUGAUCAAGGCGUUGUGUCAGGAGUUAUCACAAUGGAAUCCUUUGGUGCUCGGUUCCCUCGAAUAUACUCGGACAGUGGUUUCAAAGGGUGGUUUGUCUCAACACUGCUCCUUGCCGCAUGGUUCGGCUCCCUUAUCAACGGCCCGAUUGCAGAUAGAUUGGGCCGUAAGCUGUCCAUGAACGUUGCGGUCGCCAUCUUCGUCGUAGGGUCAGCUAUCCAAUGCGGUGCUGUGAAUAUUCCCAUGCUCUUUAUUGGGCGUGCCAUCGCCGGUCUGGCGGUUGGUCAAUUGACCAUGAUCGUGCCUCUCUACAUCUCAGAGGUUUCCAUACCCGACAUUCGCGGUGGUCUCGUCGUACUCCAACAGCUUUCAAUAACAAUCGGCAUCCUAGUUAGCUACUGGAUCGACUACGGCACAAACUACAUCGGUGGCACCCGUUGUGCCCCCAGUAUUCCAUACACCGGCCACACAAAGAACACGCUCACAUUCAACCCGUACACAGACGUACCGCCCAGCGGCUGCACCGGUCAAUCUGAGGCCUCAUGGCGACUCCCACUUGCCAUCCAGAUUCUCCCUGCCCUCAUCCUAGGCCUAGGAAUAACCUUCUUUCCCGACUCCCCCCGCUGGCUACUGAUGAAGGAACGUGAUGACGACGCUAUAACAGCCCUCUCCGAACUCCGCCGCCAGGCAAGAGAAAGCCCCCAGCUAAUCCAUGAAUACCUAGAGAUCAAAGCAUCGAUCAUGCUAGAGAGUGCUUUUGCCCGGGACCAUUUUCCGAACUUGUCCGGUGUCCAGCUGCACGCAGCUCAGUACAUGUCUUUUCUCACCACGUGGGCGCGGUUUAAGCGUCUAGCUAUUGGAUGUUGUGUUAUGUUUUUUCAGCAGUUUAUGGGAUGUAAUGCAAUGAUUUAUUACGCACCCACCAUCUUUGGGCAAUUGGGGCUUGAUGGGAAUACUACUUCCCUACUUGCUACGGGCGUGUACGGAAUCGUCAAUUGUCUCAGUACUCUGCCAGCGCUCUUCUUGAUUGAUAAGAUAGGUCGUCGGAUUCUACUCAUGUCUGGUGCUGUAGGGACAUGCAUAUCGCUGGUCAUUGUGGGCGCGCUUAUUGGGGCCUACGGAUCAGAUCUGAUCAAUCAUAGAUCUGCCGGGUGGGCAGGCAUCGCCUUCAUUUAUAUUUAUGACAUCAACUUUUCCUAUUCUUUUGCACCCAUAGGCUGGGUCCUGCCAUCAGAAAUCUUCAACCUUUCAAUUCGUUCCAAAGCCAUUUCAAUCACAACAUCGGCAACUUGGAUGUGCAAUUUCAUCAUUGGGCUGAUCACACCCGAUAUGCUCGAUUCCAUCACUUGGGGUACCUAUAUUUUCUUUGCGGCAUUCUGUCUCCUCGCGCUGGCAUUCACAUAUUUCUGCAUCCCCGAGACUCGUGGAAAGACUUUGGAAGAUAUGGAUCUCAUCUUCGGGGAUACGGCAGCCCAUGAAGAAAAGCAACGCAUUGUCCAAAUUGAGGCCGAGCUCCGGGGUACGCAGGCGCCUGACAAAGACAACUUAGUCAAGCCCUCCGUACAGCAAGAAGAGUACGUCGUUUGAGGUUCCCUCAAUGACUCCCUUCGCACAUAACGCUACACGGUGAUAUCCG